UUGGUAAGCAAGUGCUUACAAAUAAUAAAGUAGUAUGGGUCGAGUAUUUAUUAUUGAGAUACGGUGUUAACUACUCGAAGCACAUAACCUCGAAUAGUUUCCUGUACUUAGUGAAAAUUCACAUUUAGUGCAAAAAAUUAAGCGAGUAAUGGAAAGCAGAAAGGAUACAGUUAGGAUAAAGGACGAGUUGAACGAUAUUGGGCUAGAUGCAGGUGACGACUAUAAGUUCGAUGUAGUGGAUUUUCUCGAGGUCAAAAACGUUAAAACAUUCUCGUUUUAUAAAUCAUCGGCAAAUCACACAAAUGAGAAUAUUGCGUUACAAGAAAUGUUUGAUGAAAAAAUAUUUGUAGAUUUUGAGUGCAAAUAUGUCAAACCUGAAUUACGGUCUCUUUCAACAAAAAUCUGCAAAUUUGAGUAUGAAAGUUACCUACCUGAUGUAAAAAUAGAAAACAAAAUUCAGACCAGUUACUUUGAAAGAAGUCUAAUCAUUUUGAUACGGAAGAAUUUUGAUUAUUAUAAUAACUGUCAAUUUCAAAUAAAUCCUCGAUUGAAUUUUAAAGAAUAUAAGAAAGUUAAAAUAGUUAGAAAAGCUUCUCAAACUAAAUUAUCUAAUGAGUACAAAAUGCGUAGCAUAACGGAUAAAGAAAAAGCAAACUUAAAAACACAUGUCAAUACGACCCACAAGAGCAUCAGACGACAUGAAUGUGCCAUUUGUCACAAAUCAUUUGGCCGCAAAAAUCGCCUCAAUAUUCACAUAAAAGUAAUACAUGAUCGUAACAAAUCUUUUGAAUGUAAGAUUUGUCAUGAAUCAUUUGGAGAAAAUGGUAAUCUCAAAAAACAUAUAAGAACAGUACAUGAUCGAAUUAAACCCUUCGAAUGUGAAAUUUGUCAUGAAUCAUUUGGAGAAAAGGGUAAUCUCAAAAGACACAUAAGAACAGUACAUUAUCGUAGUAAACCAUUCGAGUGUAAUAUUUGUCGCAAAUCAUUUGGAGAAAAAGGUACUCUCAAACGUCACGUGAACCAAGUACAUGGUCAUAGCAAACCCUUUGAAUGUGACAUUUGUCACAAAUCAUUUGGAUAUAAAAAUCAC
Trichogramma pretiosum is the source of this 1090-nucleotide messenger RNA. RefSeq names its product zinc finger protein 32-like. Lineage: Eukaryota; Metazoa; Arthropoda; Insecta; Hymenoptera; Trichogrammatidae. Gene Ontology annotation, molecular function: DNA-binding transcription factor activity; RNA polymerase II cis-regulatory region sequence-specific DNA binding. Gene Ontology annotation, biological process: regulation of transcription by RNA polymerase II. The transcript is spliced from 3 exons. The record is from RefSeq and is a predicted model, not a curated record. The annotation marks the transcript as partial.